AUUGGCUGUGAGAGGCCGGUGUGGGCCGCACUCGCGGGGCCGGUGGCGGUUCAGGCGCCCGAGCCGGCCGAUCGGCGUUGGCUGCGGACAUGACGCCCUUGGACCCAGAGGAAACCCAGCCGCUUCUGGGGCCGCCUGGCGGCAGCGCGCCCCGCGGCCGCCGCGUCUUCCUCGCCGCCUUCGCCGCUGCCCUGGGCCCGCUCAGCUUCGGCUUCGCACUCGGCUACAGCUCCCCGGCCAUCCCGAGUCUGCAGCGCGCCGCGCCCCCAGCCCCACACCUGGACGACGCUGCCGCCUCCUGGUUCGGGGCCGUCGUGACCCUGGGUGCCGCGGCAGGGGGAGUGCUGGGCGGCUGGCUGGUGGACCGCGCCGGGCGCAAGCUGAGCCUCCUGCUGUGCUCCGUGCCCUUCGUGGCCGGCUUUGCCGUCAUCACCGCGGCCCAAGACGUAUGGAUGCUGCUGGGGGGCCGCCUCCUCACCGGCCUGGCCUGCGGUGUUGCCUCCCUAGUGGCCCCGGUCUACAUCUCUGAAAUCGCCUACCCAGCAGUCCGGGGCUUGCUCGGCUCUUGUGUGCAGCUGAUGGUCGUCGUCGGCAUCCUCCUGGCCUACCUGGCAGGUAUAGUUGUCAUUAUCUCUUGCUUCCUGUUUGUGAUCAUGUGGCCAUUUUACAGAUGUGUAAACAGAGGUUCAGAGAGGUCAAGGGACUUGUCUGAGGUCACACAGCCAGUGCCCAACAUGCCAGGCUCCAGAUCACCUUCCUGGGACCUUGGGAUAGGCUAG
This is a messenger RNA of Piliocolobus tephrosceles (Ugandan red Colobus), 779 nucleotides long. RefSeq names its product solute carrier family 2 member 8 (gene SLC2A8). Gene Ontology annotation, cellular component: membrane. The coding region runs from base 90 to 779 and encodes 229 amino acids. The transcript has 5 exons. Gene Ontology annotation, biological process: D-glucose transmembrane transport. Gene Ontology annotation, molecular function: D-glucose transmembrane transporter activity. Lineage: Eukaryota; Metazoa; Chordata; Mammalia; Primates; Cercopithecidae. The record is from RefSeq and is a predicted model, not a curated record.